CACAGACAUACUUAGGAAAUUAAGGAUAGGAAAGUCCGUUAGGGGAAGUUAUGGCAGGUGGAAGAAGGUUCCUAUGUUUGUUCAUGCUCUGCUCAGUCUCGCUGUUUUCUGGGGCAUAUGCUCAUCAAGCUGAUGGAGAUGAUGGAAGCAAACCAGAUGCGGCAUCCGCCGAACAGCCUGGCACAGAGUACAGGCUGCGAGGAAGAAAACUGGCAUCCCCGACCAUAGACGAUAAAAUGAACCUUAAAAGUGGAAAUCAUGGAGUAAGAACUGUAACCUCGUCGAAUAUGGAUGUAAGUGUGAAUGUUCGAGUGUUCAAGAGGUGUGAAGAAGAAAGUCGAGGUCGGGAAGGGGAAGCAAGAAGCGUGGAAUGCAAGCAAAGCUUUGACGGUCGAUUCUCGCAUGAAGAGGUUGACGGGGCUACGUUUGUGGCCUUCAAUGCCGACUACAAUGCCCCAAGGCAUCACCCACCAAAGAAUAACUGAUUAAUUUUAAAAUUAUAUAUAGAACUAAUUAAGGAUAUAUAAAUAAGAGAUGCUUUUAAUUAAUAUUAUAUGGGGAUCGAUCUUUUUGGUUUACCAAGAGAGAUUUUUGUUUAGUUGGAAAGAAUAUGGUCUUCAUUUUGUACUGAGCUAGAAGACCGUGCAAUAUGUGAUGUCUCGUUAGUCCAUGUUUGCUUUGUCUUUUUCCCUCUGUCUUUCCAAUUUCCAUGGCAUACUUCUGCACAUUAAUUAUUAAGUGCAGUAAUAUAUGUAAUUUACAUAAAAUGAA
Punica granatum (pomegranate) is the source of this 771-nucleotide messenger RNA. NCBI's taxonomy places the organism in Eukaryota, Viridiplantae, Streptophyta, Magnoliopsida, Myrtales, Lythraceae. The record is from RefSeq and is a predicted model, not a curated record.